AUGCCUUCUCGCCGCCACCGCCGCCCCCCGCCCAGCCUGCUAGCCACUCUCGAUACCCUAACCACAACCCCACCCCCAGCCCCGCUCCCGGCAACACAAUUCAUAGCGCGCGUCCUCGAAAACACCGGCAAGCACCUGUACCGUGUGGAGUCCCCGAAUGGGCAGGAGCUCCUCGUGGAGUUGCCAAAGACGUACCGCAGCGUGGUGUGGGUUCGUAGGAACCGGUUCGUCCUGGUUGAUACGGAGGGGUUUGAUGGCGGGGAAGGGGGGAAGGUUGGGGGGAAGGUUAAGGUUGUGGUUAGGGGGGAGAAGGGGUGGAUGGGGAUGGGGUAUUGGCCAAAGCAUUUUACUACCGGGUACGAAGGCGAGGACGAGAUGUCUGAGGGGCAGGAGGAAUCAGCCGCUGGGAAGAUGCCGCCGGGUUCAGAUGAUGAGGAGUCAAAGUGAUAAAUACCUAUGAUACAGGCUGAUUUCUUUCCUCCCCUUUCUUCUUGUCGGUUUUCAAAAGUUUGUUUAUUUGAUCAUUCCCAUAUACGAUACAGUACAAUUCCAUCUAAUAAGUUUCAGUACAA
Tuber melanosporum (Perigord truffle) is the source of this 572-nucleotide messenger RNA. RefSeq lists its product as uncharacterized. The record is from RefSeq and is a predicted model, not a curated record. Gene Ontology annotation, cellular component: nucleus. Gene Ontology annotation, molecular function: translation initiation factor activity; RNA binding. Lineage: Eukaryota; Fungi; Ascomycota; Pezizomycetes; Pezizales; Tuberaceae. Bases 1 to 447 code for a protein of 148 amino acids. The transcript has 2 exons. Gene Ontology annotation, biological process: translational initiation.